This is a messenger RNA of Nymphaea colorata (pocket water lily), 875 nucleotides long. RefSeq lists its product as uncharacterized. The record is from RefSeq and is a predicted model, not a curated record. NCBI's taxonomy places the organism in Eukaryota, Viridiplantae, Streptophyta, Magnoliopsida, Nymphaeales, Nymphaeaceae. The transcript has 5 exons. The coding region runs from base 157 to 660 and encodes 167 amino acids.
CAGAUGUUGUGGCCGUCAUCCUUUCUACAGGAAGGAGGAUACCACGGGACCCACGAAAAGGGUUUGCCUAGAUAAGCCCUGUCCCUGCGCGCCAACCUUCCUCUUCAUAUCCUUCCUCCUUACCUUGACCAACGCAGGUACGCGAGGAUCAGAACGAUGGUGCAUCUCACUGCACCUGUCCGCUCGAUCUCCUGCGUCUCCAGAGGUUGUUUUGAUCAUGGAGACUCAUUUCGCAUCAGGGAGUGCAGACCAAAUCUACUGAACUAUGAGUGUCAGCAUCAACAGAGAAAAGCAAAUAUGAGGGGCUGUCAAACAGCACGAGGAGUACCUGAAACUGCAACAGCAAUUUUAGUCACAGUACUAGCUGUUGGAACUGGGGCAGCAUUUGUUUUGGGGAACAGAAAAGCUUCGGAAUUCACGGAAAGCCCUUCCAAGCCAUGUGAAGCUUGCGGUGGUUCUGGUCUUUGUGCAGAAUGUAAUGGUGAAGGAUAUGUGCUCAAGAGACUGGGCGAAGCAACUGCUGAGCAGGCUAGAUUAAACGCAAAGAACAUGGCCACUCGAUACACUGCGGGGCUGCCAAAGAAAUGGAGCUAUUGUUCCAAAUGCUCCUCUGCCCGGUAUUGCAGAGUCUGUGAUGGCCGAGGUCAAGUAAAAGGUUGAUGGCAUUUAGAAAAUGUAUAUCGUCUAUGAAAUACGUUCAUGUCAGGGAAUGAUUGUACUUCUCUUGGAAGUGCAAGCAGGUCACAGUUGCUGAUCUAGAGUAGAUAGACUUCUUAUGCACGCCCUCAGGGCAAUCAUUCACUUAGAAUAAGGUGUUAGACAUGUGAACAAAAACUUUUUCACUGAUGAUAAAAAAUCAAAUUCAUUUUAUGUUA